Molecule: messenger RNA, 2344 nt
Organism: Anguilla rostrata (American eel)
Lineage: Eukaryota; Metazoa; Chordata; Actinopteri; Anguilliformes; Anguillidae
Product: neurotrophin-7-like
Exons: 3
Coding region: 817-1482 (221 amino acids)
Biological process (GO): positive regulation of collateral sprouting; negative regulation of neuron apoptotic process; peripheral nervous system development
Cellular component (GO): axon; synaptic vesicle; dendrite
Molecular function (GO): nerve growth factor receptor binding; growth factor activity
Source: RefSeq, a predicted model, not a curated record
CUUCAUCAUUCCACACCGAGAAUCGUUGGAAAACCAUUUUUGAGGAAUGUGCGGCCGCCCAGAUGCAAAAGAUUUGUCCGUGCCGUAAACUUUCUCUGUGCAGGAGUGACAGGGAGGAGAUUUCUACCAACUGGAGUCCGUUUACGAGGGGAAGAAAAGCGCACAUCUCUCAGGCAGUGAAAUAAGAUUCCACUCCGCCUGAAACAAGGUGAGCCAGAGCAGACCAACUCUCUGACUAAUGGUACGGUAGUUUUCCACUGCAAAAUGUCCAGAGCUGACCCCAGCACACCGGUCCAAAUACGACGGUGACUCAUCAACACAGGAAGGUGAUUAUCAAUGAAGGAUGAGUGAUUUCCAUUACCAUAGGAAAGGAAAAGAGAAAAAAAAGGGGUGAGCGUCUGCAUCAGACUGACAUGCCAUGCAGCGAGGCAGGCACUAGGACCUGAGCGUGCGGAGGAGAACAGACACUGGAACUCCUCUGACUAAACUUUCAGAACAAUCAAUUUCCCAAAGAGUAUAGGAGUUGAGCUAGAGUGAAUGGCAGAAGACCUGGCUUUUAAACCUUGAAAAAAGGGAUCUGGGCUUGGCUUGUGGGAUAAUUCCGUGGACUGCGUGCAAGGUGGAAUAUACUGCAGUUUUCCCGGGGACUUUUACACUUGCCGAGGAGGGGGAAGAGAGGCAAAGGGUACGGCACAGAGCGAGGGAGGGGCAGUCCUGAUGGCAGCCGACUGGGGCGUGGCCCGUACCAGACGAGCGCUCUAGGAGCCCGGCAGGGGGCCACACUUCACCUGGAGACAUUCCACAGGACGUGUGCCCAUGAGUUCGUCGACGCUGGUCCUGCUCUUCCUGAUCAGCGUCCAGGCUGUACUGAACAUGGGAGAGGGGGCGGGGCAUGACGCGGCGGCUCGCGCCAAGGCGCCUGCGGGGCCCGCGGCGGCCGGCGAGCGACGGCAGGACGCGCGCUCUCACUCCAUCCCCACGGUGGACCCCAAACUCUUCAACAAGCGCCGCUACCGCUCGCCACGCGUGCUCUUCAGCGUGCUGCCGCCCGACGCGGACGAGGGCGCCGCCCGGGGCGGGGCGGGGCCAGGGACGGGGGCGGGGGCCAGGGUGAGGCGGCGGGCGGGGCAGCCCCAGCACCGCGGCGAGUACUCGGUGUGCGACAGCAUCAGCAACUGGGUGGGCAACAAGACCAAGGCCACGGACAUUUCGGGCAACGAGGUGACGGUGCUGCCCGACGUCAACAUCAACAACGUGAUUAAGAAGCAGUUCUUCUUCGAGACCACGUGCCGCGGAAACACCCGCUCGGGCUCGGCCGCGGGCUGCCGGGGGAUCGACAGCCGCCACUGGAACUCAUACUGCACCAACACGCACACCUACGUGCGGGCGCUCACCUCCUUCAAGGACCUGGUGGCCUUCCGGCUCAUUCGCAUAAACGCCGCCUGUGUGUGUGUACUCAGUCGCAAGUCCUGGAGACACUGACCCCCCCACCCUCCCCCCCAAAUACCCCCCCAUCCUGUCCUGCCCCAUCACAGAGCCAUGCGCCCCCACCCCCACCCCAGAUCCGCAAUCAAACCUCCGAAACAGCCACAUCUGCCUUAAUGCCAACAAACUGACCCCUCUGCCGACACCCAGCCCCCCCACCCCCUCCCCCGCCCUACCUCACUCUGUAAAUUAUUGGUUGUUUUAAGUUAUGAGGACUGCAUGUCAUAUUUAUAGUUUAUACAGUCAAAACACUAAAUAUAUAUAUAAAUAUAUAUGUAUAAAUAUACAAAAAAGAAACCAAGCUUUUGUUGUGUUGUUGUUGACAUUGUUAUUUAUUAAACGCAUUGGUACGUGCCUAGAGUAUGGCUGUCAUUUAUAAAUCAACCAGGGCAGGUAGCAGGAAGGUCUGCUGGUGACCAAAGGCCAGAGGUCACAAAUAAGUCACGUGUCAAGUUCAUGACCUUACUGUAUCGGGAGCCUGACCAGGCCAACACUGAUGUGAGAUCAGUUUGCCCAACUUCUGGGGAGGUGCUCUGACAACAAGCCACUGGCCUGACCAAUCACCGUUCCUUGGAGGCGGAGCAUCAACCGGGGGUGGCCAUUCAAGCCAAACACUGGAUGAAACUUGCUACAGCCAAUCGGAUUGCAGGAAACCAGUCUCAAAAACUAUUACCUCAAUUUUCAGAUGCUCUUGAAGUAAAAAACUUGUCCUAUGUAUCUUAAUGACCUAAUGACUUUCAACCUCAGCGUCCAAUAGGAUGUAGUUGUGUGUGUUCUACAUGCUCCAAAACAUAUACAUACAUUUUGGUACUGCAACCUACAAGCACAAACACUAUGAGGGCAGCUCAAAUACAGACAC